AUGGCGGGUCGUAGAGAUAGAAGCCAACAACUCCGUGGAUCUCGAAUUGCGAUCGCAAUCGUCAUCGGUAUCUUUAUCGGCUGCGUUUGCGCACUUAUGUUCCCUAAUGGGUUCUUCAACUCGAAGUCGUCGUUAAGAGUAAACGAACGCCUUUCGAAAUCGAGCGACCAGGUUGGUUCAUCGUCUUGUGAAUCGCCCACACGAAUCAAAAUGCUAAAAUCAGACUUUGCAUCUCUCUCAGAGAAGAAUGCAGAGUUGAAGAAGCAGGUCAGAGAGCUAACAGAAAAGCUACGGUUAGCGGAACAAGGAUCAGACAAUGCACGAAAACAGGUUCUAGCUUUGGGAUCACAGAUCAAGGCGGGUCCUUUUGGAACUGUCAAGAGUCUAAGGACUAAUCCAACUAUUCUAUCCGAUGAAUCUGUAAACCCGAGACUGGCAAAGAUUCUAGAGAAGAUUGCUGUCGAUAAAGAGGUAAUUGUGGCUCUUGCAAACUCGAAUGUGAAAUCAAUGUUAGAGGUUCAGAUAGCUAGCAUAAAGAGAGUGGGUAUAACGAACUAUUUGGUGGUCGCAUUGGACGAUUACAUAGAGAAUUAUUGUAAAUCAAAUGAUGUUGCUUACUACAAGAGAGAUCCAGACAAAAACGUGGAUACGGUUGGGAAAACCGGAGGUAACCAUGCCGUAUCUGGAUUGAAGUUCCGCGUAUUAAGAGAGUUCUUGCAACUCGGUUAUGGUGUUCUUCUCUCGGAUGUGGACAUUGUCUUCUUGCAGAACCCGUUUAGUCAUCUAUACAGAGACUCUGAUGUGGAGUCAAUGAGUGAUGGCCAUAACAAUAUUACGGCUUAUGGAUUCAACGAUGUGUCUGAUGAACCAGCCAUGGGUUGGGCUCGGUAUGCUCACACGAUGAGGAUAUGGGUUUUCAAUUCCGGGUUUUUCUAUCUAAGGCCUACAAUUCCAUCAAUCGAGCUGCUGGAUCGCGUUGCGGAUAGACUCUCCAAGGCAAACUUGUGGGACCAAGCGGUUUUUAAUGAGGAAUUGUUUUAUCCUUCACAUCCUGACUACAUUGGGCUUCACGCAUCUAAGAGAGUAAUGGAUAUGUAUGAGUUUAUGAACAGUAAGGUCCUUUUCAAGACUGUAAGAAAGAAUCAGGAACUGAAGAAGAAGGUGAAACCGGUGAUUGUUCAUGUGAAUUACCAUCCAGAUAAGCUCAAUAGAAUGCGAGCCGUGGUUGAGUUCUACGUAAAUGGCAAGCAAGACGCGCUUGAUAGCUUCCCAGAUGGUUCUGAAUGA
Arabis nemorensis is the source of this 1287-nucleotide messenger RNA. The record is from the annotation of a GenBank genome assembly. Lineage: Eukaryota; Viridiplantae; Streptophyta; Magnoliopsida; Brassicales; Brassicaceae.